This is a messenger RNA of Colletotrichum orchidophilum, 1635 nucleotides long. RefSeq lists its product as uncharacterized. NCBI's taxonomy places the organism in Eukaryota, Fungi, Ascomycota, Sordariomycetes, Glomerellales, Glomerellaceae. The record is from RefSeq and is a predicted model, not a curated record. The transcript has a single exon. Bases 1 to 1635 code for a protein of 544 amino acids.
AUGGUUCGCUCCAAUAUUGUUGGCCGUUUCUUGGCCGGACUCCUCCUUGCUUCUAGCGCGGCCGCCCAUGCCGAUGGCUGCAGCUGCUCCGCCGAUGGCGUCAAGCGCGUCACCUACAUCGUCGUCGAGAUGCCCGACCAGCCCGAGCAAGCAGCCCCCACCCCCUCCUUUUCGACACUGACCACCGUCCCGACGCCGACCUCCACGGCCACGGAAGGGUAUACCGUACAAGCCGCGCAUGUCAUCGAGGACAUCCCGGCCUACGAGCCGCUCGCCGUCAAGCCCGAGCAACUCCGUCCGGCCGUCAACACCACACACACCUUUGGCGCCUCCGUCGCGCCCGGUAUCGACACAAAGGACCCCGUCAACAUCGUCCCGGCCACAAACGUCUCGCUCUACUACGCGGCGACGGACACACAGCAGCAGGGCUCCAUCGACAUGAAGCUCGCGCUCAAGAACCCCGCCGUGGUCCUCGACCACGUCGACGCCGUCAGCAACGUCGUCUGCGGCGACGACGAGCUCACCGUCUCCUUCUCCUCCGCCGACGCCUUUGACAAGGCCGUCCAGGGCUGGUCCGAGGCCGCAAAGGACGGCUUCAUCCUCAUCACCAACCAUAUGGGCAACUGCGACGCCGAGUUCGAACGCGGCUUCUUCCUCGCCACGGGCCUGACGUCCAGCAAGGACGCCCUCGCCGUCACGGUGGCAGCAUCCAAGGAGGAGCUGACCAACAUUGCCGGCGAGUGCGAAAUGUCCUUCACCUCCCUCCCGGCCGCCUCGCUCUCGAAGCGCCUCACCCUCGACCCUUCCGUCUCCCUCAACUUCGCCCAGGGGCUCGCCAACGACACGGUGCUCUACAGCGACGGCCAAUACGUCAACAUCACCGCCGACGAGGCCUGGUUCAGCUCCACCGUCACUUUCUCCGGCUACCUUAAGUACAACUUUUGGGGCUUCAAGCUGCAGGCCCUGUACUUUGACCUCGACACCACCUUUGACUCCGCCGUCGGCCUCUCGGCCGACGUCGCCGCCGCCUACAGCCACACCCUGAAAUACGCCCCCGACGCGCUGUCCUACUCCCUCGUCUCCGUCCCCGGCGUCGUCGAGCUCGGCCCCGGUGUCGCAUUCGCCGUGGGCUUGGACUUUAAUGUAUCGGCCGCCGUGGGCGUCACGGCCGGGCUGAGCGUGUCGCUGCCGGCGGGCAACGUCCACCUCGACCUCCUCCACGGGAGCCAGUCGUCGGCGACCGGGUGGGAGCCAAAGUACAGUAGUUACGCCAACAUCACCCAGGCGGCGGACGUGCACCUCGACGCGUCGGCCGACGUCACGGUGCAGCUGGCGUUCAAGCUCCUCGGCGGGCUGGUGGACCUUACCUCGGGCAUCACGGCGACGCCCGGGUUCGACAACGUGUUUAAGCUGCGCGGCGAGCAGUACCUCGGGGUCAGCGGCAACAACGUCACGAGCAAGCCCACCGAGAUCAUUGCCGACGUGCCCAAGGACGGGUUGAUCUGCGCUGACAAGAACGGGGUCGAGUUUGCGACGGACUUCCACUUCAACUUGACCGGAUUCGCGACAAAGAUGUGGAGCGGCGAGCUGUACAGCACUCGCGUGCCGCUUUGGGAUCUGUGCUACAGCUGGUGA